Molecule: messenger RNA, 1098 nt
Organism: Macrosteles quadrilineatus (aster leafhopper)
Lineage: Eukaryota; Metazoa; Arthropoda; Insecta; Hemiptera; Cicadellidae
Exons: 7
Coding region: 21-1070 (349 amino acids)
Cellular component (GO): cytosol
Molecular function (GO): L-galactose dehydrogenase activity
Source: RefSeq, a predicted model, not a curated record
UUUGCCCAAGCUGUUUAAAAAUGGAAUUGCCCACUACGUACGUUGAGGGUUUCCACGAAGAGUGUGAUUUGAGAAAAAUGGUGUACAUUCGUGGGACAGGGAGUACUGAGUUGUGCUUGUCUCAACUUGGUAUUGGGGGCGGAUCCCUUGGCAAUCAUUAUGGGAAAAUUAAUGAGGAUGACGGUAUAUCAUUGGUAAGACAAGGAAUCAAACGCGGUAUCAAUUACAUUGAUACGUCUCCCUAUUAUGGACACACUUCUUCUGAGAUUUUAAUUGGCAAGGCCUUGAAGGAAAUCCCUCGUGAAGCCUACUAUAUAUCCACCAAAGUUGGGCGUUACGGAACAUCAUGGGCAGACUUUUUUGAUUUCUCCGCUGAAAGAAUCAUAUCAGAAUUUGAAAAAAGCUUAGAGCGUUUAGGUUUGGAAAGCGUAGAUAUUCUUUUUGUUUAUGACAUUGAGUUCGGGCCGUGGAAGCAGAUAUUGACUGAAGCGCUGCCAGCUGCUCAGAGUCUAGUGGAUAAGGGUAAAGCCAAAUACCUUGGAGUAUCUGGUUAUCCAGUCUCACUUCUGUGGGAAGCUGUAGAGAAAUCCCCAGUCAAGAUAGAUGUUGUACUCUCCUACGCCCGGGACUGCCUGUUUGAUAGUACUUUGAAAAAAUAUGCUUCAUUUUUCCAGGCUCAUGAUGUUCGAUUGAUCAACGCUUCACUGACAGGAAUGGGUCUAUUGACCAAUCAAGGACCUCCAGAAUGGCACCCAGCUACAGACAAGCUCAAGACAAUCUGCCGUGACGCAGGACAGUAUUGUAAGGAUAAAGGCGUAGAGCUGGGGAACCUUUCCGUUUAUCAUUCCAUGCAUCAGCCCGGUUAUAGCUCCUACCUUGUGGGCAUGAAGACGCUAGAAGAACUGGAGUCCAACCUGAAGAUAACCACGGAAGGACUCUCCCAGCAAGAGUGUAGCGUUCUAGACGAAGUUAGGCAGAAGUUUUUCAACUCUGCCGAUAAUCAUCAUUGGGAAGGCGUUGAGUUGGAACAAUAUCGCAAAUAUCAGCAAGCAAAUGAAGCAAAGACAUGAUGUAACUUCAACAGUUUGCUGCAGCCAG